This is a messenger RNA of Fusarium verticillioides 7600, 2842 nucleotides long. RefSeq lists its product as hypothetical. The transcript has a single exon. NCBI's taxonomy places the organism in Eukaryota, Fungi, Ascomycota, Sordariomycetes, Hypocreales, Nectriaceae. The record is from RefSeq and is a predicted model, not a curated record. Bases 335 to 2323 code for a protein of 662 amino acids. Gene Ontology annotation, biological process: protein dephosphorylation. Gene Ontology annotation, molecular function: protein serine/threonine phosphatase activity; cation binding.
AGCAACUGAACACCCGAUCCUUUAUCCUUCGCUCAUUUCCAUGGUCAUGUUUCGCUUCGAGGCUGACAAGAUCAUCUACUAAACCGACUUUGGAUUAUAUGAAUCUCUUAUUCUCGUGCGGACAACUCGACGACUUCGUUUGGUCCCUCACCCGAUCAGGAAUCAGCCAAACCAACCCUAUACCCAUCCGCUCCCUCACGCUAUUAACUUUCCACAACUCGCCCGAUGGCAUUGCAGACUGUAGCCUGCACAGCGCUCCAGUUCUUCAAAGGACGCUGAUGACCGAGGACUGGCAAAGCCAGCUAUAUACAACUUUCUUUGUCGAGCAUCGACAAUGGCCCAGUUUACUCGCGCCAUCGAUUCAACAGCAACCCCUGCGAUCCAGCUCCUUAAGAUCUCAGCCCGACCGUUGACAAGCCCGAAUCGCUUCGCACACACAGACGCGUUGCAGCGAGCACGAAGAAACCAUAGGCAUAUUGAAUAUACCCGGCUUACGACGUUCUAUUCGACAUGCGCGACAUUGACCGGGAGUUCGCGACAGGCUCGGCUUACACGUCCGGGAUUGCAGCUUGGGUUGUCCUCGCCGCUGGCAGUUGAAACCUACGGUACACAAGGAUUCCAUACCUACUUUGUGACACACCUCCCUUCGUCAUCUGUCCAUCCCGACUCUCGUCCUCGUGGGCCUGGUCAUAAACUUCCUCGCGAUGCUGCGACCCCUCACACCCCAAGCUCCGGCCCAGUCCCCGCUGUCGCCCCGCCUUAUAUCCCGUCAACCCGAGACUUGACUGUGGUACGCAUUCCCAUGCGGAGGGCGAAACACCAUCUUGGUGUCGCGACAGAUCGGGGAAGUCGACCCUACAAUGAAGAUCGAGAACAGGCUGGCACCAUCAGCCUUCCGGCCUUCGCCAAGAGGGCACCUAGGAGCGUGCAACAAAAACCAGGGGAAGCUACAGCGGCUGAUAGUGCUUGGGGAGACCCUCAAAUCUUCUACUUUGGUGUUUUCGACGGUCAUGGUGGAACCGAAUGCGCGGAUUUCGUCCGGGAUGAGCUACCGGGUUAUAUAGAAAAAGCCUCGGAGGAGUUCGGCCUGCAGAGCAGCUUGCGGAAGAGGAAACCUGGCCGUGAGGGCAUCCAUAAUCAUCACCAUGAUCAUAAGCACAAACAAGUUCGUCCAUCACAGCCAAUUCAGUCGACUAAGAGCCCUUCAACAAAACGCGAGGCGCUCGACGCUGUGCCCAUGAAGGGACCAGAGGAGGUCAAAAGCGAAAUGAAUGUCCCCAGCGCAAGCAAUGGUGGCCUGUCCGAUAAGCCCGUACAUGGGGAGCGAAUACACAGCGCAGCAUCGCCGGCUGCCCCAGUCUCAGACCUGGCUAAAGCGAUUCGUAUGGAGAAAAACUUGGUCAAGGAGUACAGAGAAACUAUCGGUGGCUAUUUCAGGCGCUUUCACCCCGAACACUUUGUUCUCUCGCGAGAUGACAAUCCAGGGGAAGGGCACAAGAUCACGAUAGAAUCAGUGCUUACAUACGCCUUCCUUCGUGCUGAUCUCGACUUUGUGUCUGCGCAAGCUCGAAAGAUUGACCCCAACGAUACCAAAGGUGCCGAUACUCCUGUUAAUAACGAUGAAGUCUUUGGCCACCCGUCCACACCCUCUGGUCAUGGUAUAGGGGGCCCGGAGCGCUUUAAAGGCGGCUCGACAGCUUCUGUAGUACUUAUCUCUACUCCAACGCCUGCCCCAUUUUGGCACCCAGCGGCCCAGUCCACGUUGUUAUGCGCCCAUGUUGGCGACAGUCGCAUCCUUCUUUGCGAUACCGCCACUGGUUUAGCACAGCCUCUGACAUCUGAUCAUCACCCUAGUACACCUACCGAAAGCCGCCGUUUGCGACGCUAUGCACCUGCUGGGUCAAUGGUUUCUGGCGAUAGUUUCGGCGAGGAGCGCAUUGCAGGCCUAGCCAACAGUCGUGCAUUCGGAGACAUGGGGAGUAAGCGCAUUGGAGUCUCAGCUGAGCCGGAGCUUACACGAGUUGAGAUGGGUCCUGCCCAGUAUUCAUUCCUUGUGCUUAUGACUGAUGGCAUCUCUGGUACUCUAAGCGACCAAGAGAUUGUCGAUGUUGUCAAGGAGGCCCGCACGCCUGAAGAUGGAGCUCGAAAUAUCGUUAAAUACGCUACUGAAGUUUCUUCUGACGGUGAUAACGCAACAUGCCAAGUCGUCCGUCUAGGUGGUUGGGAACGUCGAUCUGAAGGCGGACUCGGCAGCUUGGGUACCAAGGAAAUUCGCGACGCACGCAUUGCAGAAGCUCAAGAUCCAAGACGAGGAAAGAGGUAGUAGCACUACAUCAUCACGCGAAGACGUUUUUGUUUGGAUAUACGGUAGGGGGAGGGGGGUGUGCGGGAGUCUUUCAAUGGUGGGACAGCGGGCCAGAAUCUAAGAUGAAGUAUUCGGCUUUGUUUUUCAACUUGGGCAUGUCAGCUUCUUUUAUUCUCAUUUGUACUGCAUGGGAUCAGGAGUUCUCAGGAUUAACAGAUGGCGACAAUAGCGUGCGCUCAGGAGCAGCAUCACUUGAGCUAUAUCGCUUUGAUACCCAGCCAAGAUGGUAGAUAUGCAGCGUUAGAUCAACGAGCAUGUACGGUAGUUUAAAUAUGUUGCUAUUGAGGAAGUAAACAUAACUUUCUUUAGCGCCAAAAACCAAGCUGCCUCUUCUCCCCUGGGUAUUGGAUAUCAACACGGCCGUUACCAUUUCAUCUUAUCUCAGCCUUUGUUCUUCGCUGACCCUAAAAGUUCCCUAUCCAAUCCCCUAGUCUGUAGUCGUAUAUAUCAUUCCAUCUUCGCGUUUUUGAUUUUGCG